CCGGAGGCUGCGCGGAGACCUGUCGACCAUCGUUUCGAAUGACGUUGAUCGCGACCCAUUCGCUUGGUCAUAAUGAUUCGAUCAUUCGGGUCACGGGUCGAUAAUAUAGGUAUAGUUUUUGAUCGACAGAGAGACAGAGUGACAUGUCUGCCUCAAUACAAAUGAAAGUAAAGAUUUGGGAAUUAUUGCACUUACGAAUUGCGAUUCGAUAUUAAGAGCCAGGUAAUUGUUACACUAAUGUAUAAAAAAAAUAAACUUUUUGAAUGACGGCACUUUUAUUUGCUCACAUACAAUAUUAAGGACAAACAAGGACCAAAGUCGCCUGAACCUCAGCACCUCAGCAUGAAGCGUUGAUGGUCAGGCGAGGUCUUGUGUCCUCUCCGAUGUGCUUACGACUACAGUACAAAAUACAUAAUAUACAAGUACAGUAAAUUAAAAACUAACUUAAUUAAGUAUAAAUUAAAUUAUUAGCUAACUAUAUCAUAUAAUAUUAUCACGAAUAUAAAUAGUAAUAGGUAAAAAUUAAACAAAAAGUACGUAAUUUUUACACUCGUAAAAGUGUCAAAAUAGUAGGACAUUGCUUACGAGAUUACCGUUUGUUGAUUCUAUUGUUCCGAUAGUAAUUUCAGUCAAUGCUCUUAUAGCGAAUAGCUUCGACAUUGGCAUUAAGAAGCUAUCGCUCAACUGCUGGUAAGGGUCGAAUACAGAAAGCAGUGAUUUUUAAGUAAGCACGUAUUGUGAGGAGGUUCCUCACACUGCCCUGACCACCGGUUGCUUGGGCACUCAAAUGUCCUGCAGCGGGGAAAGGAAAUUUUUAUAGUGUUUUGCAUUACAUUUUGUAUUUCAUUAACAUUGUUAAAAAUUUAACAAAAGAACGAAAAUGUAUUUCAAAUACUUCGAACUAACUCUUAAGAACAUCACGGGUUACCUACUUGAUAUUUGUUCCAAUAACGAAUGUGAUUUAUCCUACCAUUCGUAAGUCGGGUUAAGUAGAUUAUUUGCAGCGCCGGCGGGUCACCAGUCGGGUCACGCAUGAUCGAGUCUUUUAGACGUCCGGGACCCGAUCGCUCACGCACGAGUGACGAGUAGCGAUCGGGUCUCGGAGAUUCGAUCGCCGGCGGUGUAGGGGAGGCUGCGCGUCUCUCGCGUCAGUCGCCCGGCGGCGCCCCACGGCCCGCCAUGUUCCACUGCAUAGUGCAGCCGCGCCGCGACUGGGGCUCGGCCGAGCUCGGUGAUGCGUUCCCCGACAUCCGCGCGCAGCUGGCGGAGCAGUCGCGCGUGCUGGAGGCGCGCGCCGAGGCGGCGGCGGGCGUGGCGGCCGAGCUGUCGGACUACUGCCGGCGCCGCGCCGACGUCGAGCACGACUACGCGCGCGCGCUCGACAAGCUGGCCCGCGCCGCCGCCGCGCGCCGCGACCCGCGCCGCGAGCCCGCGCCCUGCGCCGCGCGCGCCGCCUGGGCCGCCGCGCUCGACCACGCGCGCGCGCUGGCCCGCGACCACGCCGCGCUCGCCGACCUGUACGCCGGCCCGCUGGCCGCGCGCCUGCAGCGCGCCGCCGACGACGUGCUGCGCCUGCACCGCCGCUGCCGCGACGUGCUGCUCGAGCGCCACGACGAGCUGGCCGCCGCGCUGGCCGACGCCGCCGCGCUGGCCAAGGCGCACGCGGCGCACGCGGCCGACUGGCGCCAGGCCGCCGGCAAGCUGCGCAGCGCGCACCAGGCGCGCGAGGCGCUCGCCGCCGCCGACCCGCCGCGCCCCAAGAAGCUCAAGGCGCUGGACAAGGAGCUGGACAAGCGCCGCGCGCGCCACGGCGAGGCGCGCGCCCGGGCGCUGCGCGCGCGCGCCGACUACGCGCUCGGCCUGGAGGCGGCCAACGCCACGCUGCAGCGCUACUACCUGGACGACGUGGCCGACGUCAUGCUGUGCACCGAGGUCGGCUUCGAGGCGGUGGUGGGGCGCGCGGUGCGCGGCGCGGGCGCGGCCGAGGGCGCCUGCGCCGACGCCGGCCGCGCUGCCGCCGCCGCGCUGCUGGCCGCCGCCGACGCGCUGGACGCGCUGGCCGACCGGCAGCGGCUCGUGGCGGCGCACCCGGCCGCCUUCGCGCCGCCGCGCCCGCUGCCGUACGCGGGCGAGCCGCCGGCCGAGCAGGACCGCGCGCUGGCCGAGCUGCUGGGCGACGCGGCGCCGCCCGAGGACGCCGCCGGCGAGGCGCACGCGCGCGACCUGCGCCAGCGCCUCGCGCAGCUGGAGGCGAGCGCGCGCGCGCUGCGCGCCGAGUGCCGCGAGGCCGCCAAGACGCUGGACGCGGCCGAGGCGGAGCUGGUGCGGCAGAUGGAGGGGCCGGACGCGGCGUGGGCGGCCGGCGCGCCCGCCGACGAGGACGAGGCGCCGCGCCGCGCGCAGGAGGACUACUACCUGCAGAAGUUCCGCUGCUACGUGUCGUGCGCCGGGCGGCUGGCGCGGCUGGAGGGCAAGGCGGCGGCGGCGCGCGAGCGGCUGGGCGCGGGCGCGCGCGCGCCGCCGUCGCCGCCGCGGCGCGCGGGCGCAGGCCGGCGCGGGCACUUCGCGGCGCCGCUGGACGAGCGGCUGCCGGGCGUGCUGACGGCGUGCGUGCGCGUCAUCGCCACGUACGGGCUGCGGCACCAGGGCGUGUUCCGCGUGUCGGGCUCGCAGGUGGAGAUGGCGGCGCUGCGCGCGGCGUUCGAGCGCGGCCAGGACCCGCUGGCCGGCGUGCGCGACGCCAGCGACAUCAACUCGGUGUGCGGCCUGCUGAAGCUGUACCUGCGCGAGCUGCGGCCGCCGCUGCUGCCGCCGCAGCUGCAGGAGCGCCUGCUGCGCGUGGCGGCGCUGCCCGACGACGCGGCGUUCGCGCGGCGCCUGCGCGACACGCUGGCCGCGCUGCCGCUGCCGCAGCUGCUGGUGCUGCGCUACCUGUUCGCGUUCCUGGCGCACCUGGCGGAGCACGCGCAGCACAACAUGAUGGACGAGUGGAACCUCGCCAUCUGCCUGGGGCCCACGCUGCUGGCCGCGUGGGGCGAGGGCGGCGCGCAGGUGGCGGCGCAGAACCUCGUCAACGAGCUGGUGAAGCGCACCAUCCAGCACCACCUGGACGUGUUCCCGCAGGACAUCGCGCCGCACGCGCUGUACCGCCGCCCGCCACCGCCCGCCGACGAGCCCGACGCGCCGGCGCUCGCGCCCGCGCCCGAGCCCGACGCGCCCGACGCGCCCGACGCGCCCGAGGACGAGGCGCGCGACCUGUCGCUGUACGACGAGGACGAGGACGACGACGAGGAGGAUGACGACGAGCACGUGGUGAGCGACAUCGACGGUGAAGGCGAAGGCGAGGGCGCCGACGCGCUCGCCGGCGCCGCGGCCGACGCGCCGCCCGCCGCCGACGCGGCUGACGCGCACGCGGCCGGCGCCGCGUACCGCCGGCCGCCCGUCGUCGACAGCCGCCUGGACAGCACGCCCGACCUGGUGCUGGACCUGCCGGCGCGGCCCGACGCGCGAGCCGACGCGCGGGCCGACGCGCGGGCCGACGCGCGAGCCGACGCGCUGGCGGCCGACACCUUCGCGCACAACCGCGACACGCUCAAGAAGCGGCCCGCGCACAGGUCCGCGGGGGAGAGCGGCGACGAGGCGGGCGGCGCGGGGGGCGGCGCGGGGGGCAGCCCGGUGCCGGCGCGCAACACGCUGCGCGUGGCCGCCAAGUUCGCGGAGCUGACGCUGACGGGCGGCUCGCUCAAGCCUGCGCUGGCCGCCAAGCCCGCGCUGCUGCGCCGCCCCACGCCGCACCCGCAGCACGCGCCGCCCGCGCGCGCGCCCGCCGCCGCGCCCGCGCCCGCGCCCGCCGACCGCCCGUGAGCGCGUGACGAGCGGACGGCGUCGGACGGCCUACGACGGCUACACACACGAGUACCAUUCUCAGUAGAUGAAGACAACAAUUAAUGUUGCGCACUAAGUUACGGUCGCAAUUCAUUUCUCAAAAAAAAUAAAUGGGAAUAAUUCGCGACAAUUGUUUUAAAAUUCUUUUUGCAGACGCAGUUCGCAAUGACAUAAUAAUCAAAUGAAAAAAAUGUACGCCCACAUUAGAACGCUCCGUUUACCUAAAUAGUUCCGUUUUCAAUUUUUUAUCAAACAGUCAUGACUCUAUUUCAGUAUACAAUGAUUCUAUUUACGAUUAUAACAUUCUUCGUGUUGUAGGGGACAUUACUUUAGUAUGAUUAUACUUUUUACGAAUUUUCGUUACAUAGUAGGAUACUCGUAACAGACGAAAUUUAAAAAAAUAAAUGAUUAUAGCCCGCGACCAUUUUAGAGUCUGAAAUGGCCGUUUUGUCCCGUUGUGGAACGAUAAUAUGACAGUGUUUUUGAGGAAGAGCAGUGAAAAGAGUUGACGGUCGUAUAUUGGGAGUUUGUAAUAUGAAUUGUGUAACUCGGUAUUUUAAAUGAUUCUUUUAGCUAAAGAUGUACAUGUCAUUUUUAAAUAUUAUGCAAGUAAGUAUACGAGCAUACGAUAGUAGGCGCCGAGUGUCGGUGGUCCGUCGGUCGAUGCGUCGGUCGGUCGGUGGUCCGUCGGUCGGUCGGAGGCGCGGUGGGUCGCGUGAGUCGCACCAGAGUGCGAGAGGUGCUGAUUUGGAAGUAACUUUUAUAGAAUAAGUCGUAUAGUUGUGCGUCCGGCGGCGAGCGGGCGCGGGCGCGGGCGCGGGGGCGGGCGCGGGCGGCGGGUGCUGUCUGUAACAUUCAUUUUUCUGUAAUGUUGAAUUAAUAACCGACUUUAAAAAAAGGAGGAGGUUCCUCAAUUCGACCGUAUAUAUUUUUUUAGAACUCGUUUAAGUUUAGCAAUUUAUUUCUUUUAUAUUUAUGAAUUAUUUUUAUAUUUUUAAUGUCUAUUGGCGCUAUUUACCCUGAAAACAGAAACUUGUUUUUUCAGAAACAACAGUUAUACAGAAUAAAACGAAUAUGUGUGACAUUUACGCAAUUCUUUUACUAUAUAAUAGAAAUCUACGUGUAAGUGUCAUAGGCUAUAUUUUAUCCGCGUAUUCCCACGGGAACUACGGCGCGUCUGCUGCGAGGAGCUUACUAUGUGUAUACAACACCACAGGUGCGUUGUCUACCGCUGGCGCCACCGCUCGGUGUGGCUCGGUCACACGCGCCGCACCCGCGCCGCACCCGCGCCGCACACGCGCCGCACACGCGCCCGCACUCGCCGCGGACCAAGUAUUUUUGUACGCCACACUGUACUCGCGCCUACAAUAAACAGUAUUAUUCA
Messenger RNA from Bicyclus anynana (squinting bush brown), 5269 nucleotides. Its product is annotated as rho GTPase-activating protein 4-like. Gene Ontology annotation, cellular component: cytoplasm. The transcript is spliced from 5 exons. The record is from RefSeq and is a predicted model, not a curated record. NCBI's taxonomy places the organism in Eukaryota, Metazoa, Arthropoda, Insecta, Lepidoptera, Nymphalidae. The coding region runs from base 1180 to 3864 and encodes 894 amino acids. Gene Ontology annotation, biological process: signal transduction; negative regulation of cell migration.